GACAUCAUGGAGGAAGGAUGUUACACCUCUGCGCUCGUAGAAUGACUAACACGACUUAUCCCGUGAACAGAACUAAAGAGACGUUUUUUGCCAAGGACGGUAUAUAAGACUAAAGGACAGGACGUGUGAACCCGCAGAUGUAGUGAACUAAGUUAUACUGGGUUGUUGAUGGGCAUUACUACAACGACUGUGAUACUUCUACCAUUCUACCAAGUCAUUAGUUACUUUAUUACUUAAGACGCAACUUUACCUACUGACAAGAUUACUUAAGUGGCUUCUACAGUGCAUUACUAAUCGUUGUGAUAUUUUAUACGUACUGCCUACCUGCUGACGAGACACUGACGAAGGUGGAACUCCGUCUCUUUCUACUCUCUGCCACUACUGACGACUCUCCUGACGGUGACAUUUGACAACAGGCGACGUGGACUAAUUAGUUGUGAUUGCUUGCCAGGUACACCCAACACUCCUGCACCGAGUGAGUGGGCUAUGCGGCCACUUAGUGAGUUUUAACAGGUUAAUCCCAGUUGUUUAGUUUGGCCAUGAAGGCGUAGCUGGCGAGGUGCGCCUGAGGGCGAGGUGCUGUGACUGUAGGGUGUGAACCAAAAGACGCAACCAUGAUUGAAAAAAGCGAUAAGAGUGACUCUGACUCGAGCAGCAGUGAGACCAGCGGCAUGAAGGUGAACGUGGUGUACCGAGGAACACUGUACCGCGUGAGGGGCGUCAAGGUGCUCGUGUCUGUCGUCACCGCUGUUAUUCUCCUUCUCGUUGCCAUCGUGGGCCUGGGCGUGUGGAUGCUGGUCAGUGCGUACGCAGAAGACAAGGCCGUAUCCUUGCCCGCCGAUGCCAACGUCACUCGAGCCACGGCUAGCGCCGCCGCCGGCCGCCAGGAGUCCUCCACUCCCUUCACUAUAGACUUCAAUGCCCCGAGUGCCACGCUGCAGGAGGCUUCCUUCCCUGCCAGAGUCUCAAACACCCGCGUCAUUCAGGACGCUGCCAGCAGUGACUCCUCGACCAGUGCUGAUCUGCCUGUCAGUGAAGGGUCGCCUGCCAGCCAAAACCCGCCUGUCGAUGCUGACGAUGUGAGCGAGACUGUGGGUCACUUUCAGGGUGUAAAUCCCCGUAGAAAUCAGACGACCACUAUCACGAGCUCCCCGAGGCCUAAACCAGCCUUUGGCGUGCCGAGUCUGCCUCGAGAAACCCUGUCUCCCGUCGAGAUCGCCUCGCCCCCCGCAGACACCGGCACCUUCCCUGUCGAGGACAGCAUCGUAGAGUAUUCAGAGAGGCGUCCCGUCACGGUUGUCCCGCCCAUUCCAGACCAGCAGUACACGGGCGCCCCUGCCGGAUACGAGGUCAAUACCAACCCAUGGAUCGGCAUACAUCGCCAGCCGGGGGACAGGCCCCGCUAUCCUCUGCAGGGUGGGCUGCCAGACAACAUUCCCAGAGACAUUGACCCAGUUCUGCUGGACAUGGGCUUGCCUUUCCCUUACCCACCCUCCCUGGCCACCAGAGCGCCCCCUCCGCCUGCCACCUCUCCCAUCACAAGGCGCCCCACCCGCCCUCGCUACCGAGUCCCGGCAGCCACUCGCCGGGGACAAGCUUCCGAGCCUCACGAGUCGCACCACACCUCGGAGGCUCCUGCUGGCUAUCAGCAUCACGAGCAGCACCAACGUGAGCAGCACUACCACCGCGAACAGUAUCAUCGUGAGCAGCACCGCGAGCAGCACGGGAACGAACAGACUCACGGUGAGCAGCACCACCGUGACCAAUACCCUGGUUACGAACCCUUCCUCACUCCCACCCAGCAGGUGCCUCGCUCCCCUGAGGUGCCUUCCACCCCCAGCGUGGCACAGCUAGAAAGGCUAAUUUUUCCAGGCGAUAUUCACCACCCUAACCUGCGCCGUUACCUGCUCAGUGGGGCGAGUCAGUUGCCUGCCAGCUUCACACUGCCCCCGGGAGUGACUCUUCCUCCCGGGGUAUCAAUGCCAACGAACCUCGAGUCGGUAGCAGACCUGGUGGGUCUGCGUGAAGCAGCAGAAGGAAACCUCAAGCACAGACCGGGGGUCCCCGGCAGCCACCUGGAGGACAUGUUGCACCACUACAAUAAGCACGAAAGAAGCAGGCCACCGCCCACAUCCACUGCUCCGCCUCCCGCGAGAAAUGACACACGUUACAGCCAAAGGAAGGGCCUGACGGCAGAAGGCACAACACAGGGUUAUAGUGGGCCCCCGGUGGUUGGAUAUGGAGAACAGCCAUUCAGAAACGCUCGGCGGCCGCACGACCCCGCCUUUCAGUACUUCUGGGACAUGUAUGGCUACGACGGGUCGGCGCCCGCAGAGCAUGACGAUCGCGGCCCGGUGCCCGAGGAGGCCACGCACUUGCCUCAGCGGGGUGUUUUGCCCACAGGAAGCCGACCCCACGCGGGAAGGUAUCAACCUCCAGGGCCUGGACAACGACCUCACCCUCACGACAUGUCAGGCCAUGGAGAACUACCUCACCCUCACGAUACCAUGGCUGCAGGGCACCAGUCUCAUCCUCACAGGGUUCGUCCAGGUCCUCGCCACGAGGCGCCAAGCCCUCACCUCCCAUCUCCCAGGCUGGAGCCCCACAUGCGCGGCGGCCAUCCACAUCCUGUGAGACCUGACGCAGAGCGGCCUCCUGUCAUGCAGCAGCCCAACCGUCAGCUUUGGGUAGACCCUGGACCGCGGCCGUCAGCGGCACCCAGCCCGCGCCCUGGGCCAUCGACUCCCCCGAACCACCGCCCCUUUCUAGGGCCGCUGUACGACAUGUAUGAGUACUCCAAGAGACUGGCGUCCACGCUGCUUAACUUCCCGACGGGCAGCGACUAUAACGCCUCGCGGGAGGAGUACAUGAUGAACGAGGUACAGCUGCUCGAGGACUACAACCGUGUCUUCCAGAACCCGAACACCACCAGUGCAGACGUGCUGCCUGACAUGUACGACGACAGGCCCAACAGGAAUGAGCGACUCAUGUUCUUGGACACCAGCAAGCUGCAGUCCCUCGAUCCCUUUGAAAUGUCGCUAAUCACGUGGACAUUCCUGGACUUCUGGGAAUUUCUCAUUGAGCAGGUGGGGACGCUGUCGCCGGAGGACCUUGCCCUUCUGGAGCAAAGACUGGAGCGCUUAAGACUGAAGAAGGACAGACUGAUGACUAAGAAUUUCAUGACUGCCACUGUUAACCGCCAAGUCACUCAGGAGACGAACAGAGGUUACCCUGACGCGGCACGAGCAAUCGCCAUGGCGGAGGACCUGCUGAAGUCAAUGCCGGAGGUAGAGAUGGAGGAGGAGGAAAAAGAGAACGCCACUGGCACAGGAGCCGUGGACGGUGAGGUGACGGGCCGCAUGUGGGAUCCACUGGGGGUGUUCACCAACAAUCAGAGAGUGGAGUUCAUGGAGUUUGCCAUCAAGGUGCUGUUCAGGUUCGGCCGCGUGUAUCUGCAGAAGGCGUACGCGUUGGACUGCAUGAUGCUGCUCUUCUGUAAAGACCUCAACGCAGACUCCAGGAAGGCGGGGAUGGAUGGCACGGCGGCCAAGAUAAAAAGCGUGGGCCUGAAGGUGCUGACUGAGAAGGACGCUCGUCAGAUGGACACUGUUGGCGAGAUCUGGCGCUCCAUCACUGCCUGGGAGGAUCUGCAGUGCCAGUCCAUGUUCCCGAGGUGUGACGGUCCCCGGGCUCUGGAGAUCGUGAAUGACGUGGCUGUGGGAGGACGCCGCAAGUAAACACCUCAUGGUUACCCGCCCUACGUAGUACCUCUGUUCCUUCCCUUCCUUCUCGCCACCGCCAGGAACACUGCAGGAAGACUCCCGCCCCCUCCCAUCCCACCAGACCCCCCUCCCGUUCCCCACUCUAGGCUUGAUCUGACGGAGAGACGAUCCCUCACACUCAAGAGGCUUAGUUUCCUCCUGUCUCCGUUUUCUAUUCCCUCCCAUCCUAGGAAAUCCUCUUAUGCUUAUCUACGCAUAAUUUUCUGGCUAAGCCUUAAUUUAUUGCAGUCAUUUAUUUGAUUUAUACUUCCCGCGUGACUCGAAGGCGAUGCUAAGUCUUAAUGAUCCACAUACUAAUACUUCUUUACGUAAAUCUUGGCAGUUUAGUUGGUAUAAUACCUUAUUAAUAUUUAUUUACAUGAUUCGCGGCUGGUACGUGACUCUAGUAGUUCAUUUAUUAACAUUUCAAACUUAAAAAUACGGCGCAUAACAAUUAUUAUUUUCUUUAACUUAAAUAUCACAGAGUAAAAUUUUGAAAUAACAUGAAUAAGUGAGCUGCAACAGGUAACAGUAUUCAUGUAACCUUUAAUCAAUACUCAGCUUACGUACGGUAGGAUAUGAGGUUCGAGAAUCCUUUAGAAGCAUUCCACUCACACCACUCGGCAGGUAUCAGGUCCAAUCACGCCUUUAUGCUUCAUAAACACCGCCCUUUGAUCCAAUACGCAAGAGGCACAGAAGCAAUCAUCGUAAAUUAUAAUCACGAAUUCCUGGUACAAUCUCGUUCUGGCUUCAGUGACGAGCCUGCAGAAGUUGUUAAUUAUUAUAACGAGUUCCCGGUAUGCUCUCGCUUUGGUUUGGCUUCAGCAGCGUGCAUUCCCAGGCUGUUAGUGCAGGACCCGUGCAUCAGAGAGUGUAUUGUUGUGUGUUUUGCCUUCUGGUGGAGUAUCAUUAGAGGCACGCACACACAGGCACGCAGGCACGCAGGCACACAGGUACAGUUACAAGUGUGCUUUUCCGUGAACUAGCAUGGAUCCAUCGCCACCUUCCAUUACUUUGAAGGCUUAGUGCCAUAAGAGCAUCACAUGGGCGUAAGAAUCAUGUCAACUUUUCUAAUGGAAUAUCACCAGAAAUAUACACACAUAGUUCACGGGUUUUAUGAUAAAUAGCAUGAAUUAAUCGUGAUCUUCCAUUACAUUCGAAGGUUUAGUGUCAUAACAACGACACUGAGCUCAGAGGAAUGUUAAGUUUGUUAUUUGAAUGCAUUAGUGAAUAAGGUGGUGAGCGUGGGAUCGGGCAAACGUCCACGCGUAGGUUCGAAUCCCACCACGUACAACCUUAAAACACUUUGCCAUUUGUCAAGUGGUUUAAAGUUACCUACAUGUCACCAUGAUA
Molecule: messenger RNA, 5114 nt
Organism: Portunus trituberculatus (swimming crab)
Lineage: Eukaryota; Metazoa; Arthropoda; Malacostraca; Decapoda; Portunidae
Product: extensin-like
Exons: 3
Coding region: 615-3737 (1040 amino acids)
Source: RefSeq, a predicted model, not a curated record